CUGGUUCUAUGCUGAAGACGGGAAGCAGAGUCAAUAGCUGCACAACCUGCACCCGCCAUUCAUUGUUGGCACGCGCUUCUUUCAAUUGUUCGCUCCACAAUUCGAAUCAAUCUCUAAUCAAGCUAACAAUCCGAACCCUAAAACCCUAAUCCCACUGGUUUCCACCAAAACCCCUUUCACAUUAUCUACCAAUUCCCUAUCAGAUCCCCAAAUUCACAUAAAUCCUUAAGCUUUCAAUUCUCUCUAGGGUUUUAAGAGCUCUGUAACUGCAAAAAAGGAAGUGGGUACUCGUCAAAAUGCUGGGUGGGUUGUACGGAGACCUCCCUCCACCGUCUUCGGCGGAGGAAGAGAAACCCAGCAACACCACGGUGUGGUCGAGCAGCACCAAAAUGGCGCCGCAGACUCUCCGAAAACCCGCAUCCGUUUUCGCUCCACCGCAGACGAUUCUCAAGUCCCAAAACAAGCCCAAGCCAUCGAAUUUAGCCCAGCCCAAAAUUACAGCAUCAACGGUAAUUGCAACGUCGGUAAUACAAAAUGAUAUGGUGCAACCUGCCCUGGUGGGGGUCACGUCGACGGUGCUAGAGGAGUAUGAUCCGGCGAGGCCCAAUGACUAUGAGGAGUACAAGAGGGAGAGGAAAAAGAAGGCAAUGGAGGCUGAGAUGAGGCGAGAACUCGAUAGGAGGCGGCAAGAGGAGGAGGAGAAGGAGAGGAGAGAGAGGGAGGAAGGAAAGUUAGAACCAGAGCAUGCAAAAAAUACUAAAUACAACAUAUGCUUCAAGGACCCUUUAAGCCUGCCUAUAAUCAUGUCCUAAUUUUAAAAACCUCAAGCAAUGCCGGCAAUUCCAAGGUCGCCGUCUCCACCGAAUAAUGGAGAUGGUUUUACCAUUGGGAAGUCGGAGAGUGGCGGGUUGGGGUUAGGGGCUGGCGGCCAAAUGACCGCGGCACAGAGAAUGAUGGCGAAGAUGGGGUGGAAGCAGGGGCAAGGGCUUGGGAAGCAGGAGCAGGGGAUCACUACUCCCUUGAUGGCCAAGAAAACGGAUAGGAGAGCCGGGGUGAUUGUGAAUGCCAGUGAAACAAAGCCAGAGAAGAAGGCGAAGAGUGUCAGCCUUAAUGGGCCACCCACCAGGGUUUUGCUGCUUAGAAACAUGGUGGGCCCUGGCGAGGUGGAUGAUGAGUUGGAAGAUGAGGUAGCAUCAGAGUGUGCAAAGUAUGGGACAGUGACCCGGGUGCUUAUAUUUGAGAUAACGGAGCCAAAUUUCCCGGUGGAUGAGGCAGUGAGAAUCUUUGUGCAGUUUGAGAGGUCUGAAGAAACGACUAAAGCAUUGGUCGACCUUGACGGUCGAUACUUUGGAGGUAGGGUGGUUCGCGCCUCGUUCUAUGACGAGGAGAGGUUCGGCAACAAUGAGCUGGCUCCAAUGCCAGGAGAAAUUCCCGGGUUCACUUGAAUCACAGGGCAUCAAAUGCAAGUUGAUUUUCCCACAUUUGUAGACUUUACCGAGAAAUAAAGGGAGAGAUGAGGUUGGGAUGAUUUCGCAUUGCCAUUCAAGUUGCUA
Molecule: messenger RNA, 1553 nt
Organism: Prunus avium (sweet cherry)
Lineage: Eukaryota; Viridiplantae; Streptophyta; Magnoliopsida; Rosales; Rosaceae
Source: RefSeq, a predicted model, not a curated record